This is a messenger RNA of Suillus clintonianus, 1395 nucleotides long. Its product is annotated as ferritin-like domain-containing protein. The transcript has 5 exons. The record is from RefSeq and is a predicted model, not a curated record. Lineage: Eukaryota; Fungi; Basidiomycota; Agaricomycetes; Boletales; Suillaceae. The coding region runs from base 271 to 1179 and encodes 302 amino acids.
UGACGGCGAUAAAGAUAAGGGAACAAAAGUGGCGGUAUUUCAAAAUAGAACGAAACACACUGUUCUGUCAAGUGUCGGAGCCAGCGCACAACACAAGAAGCAGAACAUCACACCUAAAAGAUUCGCAGGCGGUGCUCGGCAUCGCGAAGUUCAUUUUACUGACGUUAUUCGGGUUAUUCGGUUUGGCCCGCGCGUGGGGUAUAAAGCUCGCAUGUAUGCCUAACGCCCGUUUUCAUUUGUUUCACAUCAACGAAAAGUCGAGCUGACAGUAUGAAGGUCACCGCAGCUUCCGUAGCUCUUCUGGCUGUCGCUGCCCUCCCUGAGCUCUCUAUGGCCAUACCUGCCAAACGUGCCAAUGAUAGCAGUACCCCAACAGACAUUCAAAUUCUGAAUUUCGCACUUACGCUUGAACACCUCGAAAACGCCUUUUACACACAAGGAUUGCAGAAAUACACCCAGCAGGACUUCCUCGAUGCAAAACUGCCCACCUGGGCGCGCGGACGAUGGAACCAAAUCGCACAACACGAGUCGACGCACGUGUCGUUCCUCGAGAACGUAAUUGGUGAUCAGGCGGUACAACCAUGCACCUACAGUUUCCCUGAUACGGACCCAAUUUCUUUCGUAACGACUAGUUUCAUGUUGGAGACGGUCGGCGUUUCUGCGUAUUCUGGUGCGGCGCACUUCUUGUCUAACUCGGAUUAUGUUACGUCCUCGGGUGCUAUUCUAGCUGUUGAAGCAAGACAAUCAGCAUGGAUUAAUUCGGCAGUUUUGAAAGCUAACCCGUGGAACACCGCGUUUGACACCCCACUUGACCUCAAUCAAGUGUGGACACUCGCAUCGGGCGUCAUCGUGUCUUGCCCUUCCUCUAACAUGCCGCUCCCUGUGAAAGCAUUCCCUGCAUUAUCCUUCCCUGCUGGUGCUCAGCCGGGCCAGACCGUUAAAGUUUCUUUUAACGCAACGAUGCCAUCUGAACAACUCUAUGUUGCGUUCAUUGCUGGCCUCGGGGCCACUUUUGCGCCGCUGAGCUCUCAAAUGACAGUCACUAUUCCAUCGACUUUACAGGGUGUCGUGUUCCCUGUGGUCACUACCAAUGGUACGACGGUGACUGACAGCGUGACGAUCGCUGGACCCGCCUUUCUGAGUUUUGACUUCAACUCUGAUGGCACGGACGAACUUUGAAGUGCACACCUGAUGUGAUUGGACUUACGUUACUGUAUGUAAUUUCGUUUUGGGUUCUUUUGUGUUGUUCAUGUCUAGUGUAUUGAUGAACAAGUGUAUCUAGUAUCUUCUCGCUGAUGUUCCCUACUUACACUUACGGACACAUGUCGUUUCUUUAUCUUGAUGAUCUCCUAGUUACCCCUGCAAGCUCCGGAAACUCGCCAAACAUACUCGGAG